CGAUGUGGAGCAUACAUCUGCGCAGCUUGAAGUCAGAGACGGAGUGCCCUGAUCACUCGCUUCAGCGUCAAAGUGACUGCCUCCAUUCACAUUCGCGAUUCUUGAUUGCAGACCAUAAGCCGGACUAUGAUACUGCUGCCCCAUUACGACCCACACGCAUACAUCAGAGCUAGAAUUGCAAACGCACCCUGACCCAGCCAAGACCCGCAACUAGCUGCGCCAGUCUCCGACUACUUCGAAUACCUUCUCGGUCGCAGGCACUUUGACAGUCCAGAGCUCAACACUCAGACUCUUGCGCAGCAUAUUCAAAGCAGCAAAGCAUCCAUUUGGUCAGGAUGACCGGAGGCAAGGAAAAGUCCCUUGUCGGCGAACGCAAAGCCGAUGACAAGCAUAGGGGCAGCAUCCUCACAUCGCCGACAUUCAAUAAGCAGCCUGCACGCGCAUACAAGCUGCUUGCUGCACUCUUCACCCUCCCCUUGUUAGCCCUGUCCUUUGUCUACAUCGACGCAGCUCUCUCCGAGCCACACAUCAACUCACGCUUCACUUCGCUGCUCGAUGACUUGUCGGUUGCCGCCUACAAGAGCUUGGAUCUGGAGCGCGAAUGUCCUCAAGUCCCAAUCAACGCAAGCGCUCUUCACUUCAACCUCGACGCCAAGGGUUCGCGUGCCCGUGCACGCGCGGAAGAGGAUGAGGCGCGAUACGCUACCCUGCUUAGCGAAUCGGUCAAGAUCGACACCUCCAUUGGCGACAAUUGGCCCUCUCCAACGGAAAAUCCCUCACUCUGGGAGGACAGGUUUGGACCAUUCAAAAAGUGGAUGGAGCAAGCUUUCCCGCUGGCUCAUCAGGAUGAUCGCAUACACAGAGAUGUUGUCAAUCAACAUGGUCUGGUGUACACUUGGAAAGGGAGCGAUGAGAACUUGAAGCCUGUGCUGAUCACUGCUCAUCAGGACACUGUGCCGGUCUUGGAGGCGACGCUGGACCAGUGGAAAUAUCCACCGCAUUCGGGCCACGUGGAUGAACAAGGCGUUGUUUGGGGAAGAGGAUCGUACGAUGCCAAGGCUUGGCUAGUAGGCAUCAUGUCUGCGCUGGAACGUUUGCUUAGUGAAGAGAGCACGUUCGUGCCGAAGCGAGGCAUCGUCGUUGCCUUUGGUUUUGAUGAAGAAGCAUCUGGACCUCAAGGUGGAAGGCAUAUUGGUGCGCAUCUGGAAAAGGUGUGGGGCAAGGACAGCUUCGCGUUCCUCUUGGACGAAGGCACACCCAACCUUUCGUCAUCGUCGGGCUACGGUGUACCCGUCGCGCUAGUAGGUACGGAGGAGAAAGGAGCGAUGCACAUUACGCUCCGUGUAGAGUCUGCCGGUGGACACUCUUCCAUCUCCCCAAGGCACACCAGCAUAGGUAUGCUCAGCGCCAUCUUGGCCGAGCUCGAAAGGUAUCCGGAGCAGGUUAGACUUGGAAAAAAGGUUGGGGAUGAUUCCGCGCACUUGAACACGCUCAUGUGUCUGGUCGACUCGCCCGUCAUGGACCCUGCUCUCAAACGCGCACUCAGAAACCUUGCCUGGGCGAAGCGGUCUGUCCGCGCAAAUGACUGGGUUGCAACAAGUGACGACGGCCACACAAGUCGCAAAGGACUCACCGUAUCAACCAUGUUGGACUCGCUGCGUCACGAUCCGCACGGUCUUCGAAGGGUAGCCAGGGCAGAAGAUGCAGUCAAGGCUGUUCUGCCUCGAAAUUUGGCUAAUCCUUUCUUUACGACGCACGCGAUCGAUGUGAUUCAGGGAGGUGUGAAGAUCAAUGCUUUGCCGCCCGUCGCUAGCGCAUCUGUGGACCAUCGAAUCGCUCCUUGGUCCAGCGUCAAAUACUUGCAACAAGAAUGGACAGACCUGCUGAAGCGAUUUGCAGAAAAGUUCAACUUGGAGUUGACAGCGUGGGGAGAGAAGGUCGAUGCAAAGUCGUACUGGAUGGGCCACAUCUGCGAAAAUUCUUCAAAGCAGUCUUCUAUACGUUGGCAAGACCAAUGCGAGGGAUAUGUGACGUACGACGGGACCGGUGGCAAGCUCGUCAUCGAAGCUUGGGAGAGUCCGCUGGAACCGGCUCCUGUUACACCGACGCAGGGAAAAGAUGCAAAAGCAUGGAGAUUACUCUCUAGCGUGAUUCGCCAGACUUAUCCCACUGACCACACGGGUCAGGAAGUCCGCGUUGCCCCCGCCAUGAUGCAAGGCAACACCGACACGCGUCAUUAUUGGGCCCUCACUCGCAAUAUUUUCCGCUACGGCCCUUCAUCCUUCGAAAAGGAUCCGAGCGGAUUGGGUACGGUCAAGGGCGUGCAUGCCGAGAACGAGCACUACGCGACAAAACGAAGUCGACUGAGCAAGUUUUAUCAGGAGAUCAUUUUGAGAGCUGAUGCGGAGGAGUUUUGAGGGGUCGUGGUGGUCCCUUUGUUCUCUCGCGCCUCGAAAUUCUCCCCCACUUUGCACGCCUCUUCCGUAUGUGGCCUUUUCUGAUUGUGCUCGCUGGGGCAUUUUCAAGUUUCCUACCUAGCCAGCUUUACCAAUUCGGCAUGCAUCAUGGCAAUGCACAAUUUUUGGUCGUUCACUCCUCACAAUUUCUUAGUGUUAGCGCAAGCAAGCCUCGGACCCUUUCUCAACGACACACAGGAUAUUGCUAGUCACGCGCACGCAGAGCACAGCCACAACGUGCUACGAC
Ceraceosorus guamensis is the source of this 2703-nucleotide messenger RNA. Its product is annotated as Zn-dependent exopeptidase. Gene Ontology annotation, molecular function: carboxypeptidase activity. The transcript is spliced from 4 exons. Lineage: Eukaryota; Fungi; Basidiomycota; Exobasidiomycetes; Ceraceosorales; Ceraceosoraceae. Gene Ontology annotation, cellular component: fungal-type vacuole lumen. The record is from RefSeq and is a predicted model, not a curated record. Bases 336 to 2417 code for a protein of 693 amino acids.